Chara braunii is the source of this 3080-nucleotide messenger RNA. Lineage: Eukaryota; Viridiplantae; Streptophyta; Charophyceae; Charales; Characeae. The record is from the annotation of a GenBank genome assembly.
GACAAGAUCACAUGGGAGGAACUGACACGGCUGUGGAAGAAGCGGUUCAUCGUCGACGACGCGCCGACACUCGCCAUCAACCGUCUGUUCACCAUGUCAGAGGGCAACACUGCAACACGGGACUGGCUCACGGAGUGGCAGAAGAUUGCGGCUGUGCCCAAUCUGGACUUGCCAUUCAUACAUCUCAGACGUGAGUUCUACAACAGAUCCUGCGCUGCAUUGAGCCAGGCUCUUGGUGAUCGCGAGCAGUAUUCCACUUUCGCCGAGAUUAUCGACAAGGCGAGAGAGAUCAUCAAGACCAACAGGUCAGCUGCACACGAGAAAUCAACAUGGCAGCCGACAUAUGUGGAGAAGGUACGAACUGGUCCGCGACAGCAGCACUUCGCUGCAGUCCAGUCGGACAGUGGAGAUAACCCAGCAGCCACUCCAGCAUCAAGUGAUGGAGAUCAGGUGGCUGCUGUCCAGCCGCGAAGCAAAGACAAGUCCCGCAACAAUGGGAAGGCGAAAUCCGCAUCGCAGGCCGGAAAUGGACAGCCAAUACAAGUUCCAUGGGUCAAGUUCGGCUUGACCGAGGCGGAAUACAAGCUCGGGAAACUGAGCUCCGCGGAAGGUGAGGCGACUCCACCUUAUACUCCCUCAGAUUCGGCCGCCUGCCUAGCGGCCUCCUGCACAUCUGGGGAGAACGCGAAUGUCGCAAGUUCUCGUUACACUUACGAGGACUAUGCUGUCCACUUGGUUCCACCACUGGACCAAUCGCUCCACGUGCAACAAUCCAUCGCAUGCACGGUUUCAUCACCAUCGGCAACCAAUUCGGCAACUUCGCUGCAAUCUAUCGCCGGGGAUUCGACGUCAUGGUCAAGACUUGAAGAGCUCCACCCAUUGACGUUCACAGACUUCCAGUGGAUGCCCGUUCCCUCGACCGGACGAUUGCCGAAACCGCAUUGCAACGUGCUCAUGGCACAAUUGCAGGAUUACUUGCACACUGCAGGACCAGCUCCGUUGAUGGACGCCGGAGCAGAGGUUGUCGACCUUCACGCCUACAUCGCAAAGAUCAACCGCGAGUUCAAGACGCAACGGUACGACGACAUCGACGCACCAUUGCUAUAUGUACGCAUUCAGAUCGGAGAGGCGACCUACAACGCCUUAAUUGAUUGCGGAGCAUCUCACAACUACAACAGCCAGGACUUCAUGGUGAGCGCCGGCCUUGGCCCACGCGUCCGGAGGAAGUCCCAGCCUACGCAAGUCACGUUGGCAGACGGUCACACGCACAAGUCAAUCGACCGGUGCAUUGACAACGUCCCAGUGUACUUUGCCCCUCACUCAAGUGAGGCGGUGUCCUUUGACAUUCUGGACACCAAAUUUGACAUGAUCUUGGGCAUGUCAUGGCUGCGAAGCGAGGAUCACCCAGUGAACUUCUUCCACCGCACCGUUCACAUUCGUGAUCAGAACGGAGUACUAGUUCCAUGCACGGUGUCUCUUCCUCAUCCUUCGAUCAGCUGCCACGUGGUAUCCGCCGCAAGCAUGCGAGCUUCCCUCAUCAGAGACGACAUCGAGGAGAUGGGGGUGUGUUUUCUCCACGCCCUCCCGCCCCAUGACGCUUCAUCGACGGACUCACCUUCGGAUCCACGCAUCACCGAGCUUCUCGACGCCUACAGCGACGUGUUCGAAGGCCUGCACGGAGUAGUACCGGAUCGACCCAUCCGCCACGAGAUCAUCCUCGAGGACGGGACCGUACCUCCGCGCGGUUGCAUCUACCGAAUGAGCGAGGAAGAGUUAAGUGUGCUUCGCGCACAACUCGACGACCUUCUAGAAAAAUGCUGGAUUCGGCCUAGCUCAUCGCCAUACGGUGCUCCUGUUCUCUUCGUCCGGAAGAAGAACAAGGACCUGCGGUUGUGCAUCGAUUAUCGCAAGCUCGACGCCCGGAGUUUGGAGGAGCAUGUGGAACACUUGCGCACCGUUUUGGAGCGGCUACGACAAGCCAAGUACAAAGCCAAUCGCGACAAGUGCGAAUUCGCGCGGCAGGAGUUGGAGUACUUGGGACACUAUGUGACGCCGCAAGGCAUCUGUCCGCUUGCGGACAAGAUCGAGGCCCUACGAGUAUGGCCCGAGCCCACCAACACCACGGACGUUCGUUCAUUCAUGGGGUUGGCGGGCUACUAUCAGCGAUUCAUCACCGGAUACUCCAGGAUUGUCGCACCUAUGACGAGGUUACAGUCGCCAAAGGUGCCAUUCGUAUUUGAUGACGACGCACGCCGGUCAUUCCAAGCACUUAAGACGGCUAUGCUCAUGGCACCCGUCCUUAGCAUCUAUGACCCCACCCUGCCGACGAGAGUGACUACGGACGCUUCUGGCUAUGGCAUUAGGGCAGUCUUGGAACAACACGACGGCGACGACUGGCACCCUGUGGAGUAUUUCAGCCACAAAGCGCCUCCCAUCAACUCGUUUGAUGAUGCAAGGAAGAAGGAGCUGCUCGCAUUCGUCAUGACUCUUAAGCGAUGGCGGCACUUCCUCCUUGGGUGUCGUAGGUUCACAUGGGUUACGGACAACAAUCCAUUGACCUACUACAAGACGCAGGAUACGGUGAGCAGCACGAUCGGACGAUGGAUGUACUUCAUCAACCAGUUUGACUUCACACCGAAACAUAUACCCGGCCUCUCAAAUCGCGCAGCAGAUGCACUCUCGCGAAGACCAGAUCUUUGCGCUAUGACACAUCAUGCCUUCGCAUUCGACGAGGAGCUUCAGCGACACUUCAUCCGGGCAUACAAGUCUGAUCCGGACUUCGCCACGCUGUACGCACAGCUAUCUUCGGAUCACCCGCCGGCCAGCCACUAUCGCAUUGCCGACGGAUACAUGCUCCUCCACUCGAGAGGCAAGGACUUAUUGUGUGUCCCACGCGACCGUCGUCUUCGGACUCGCCUCCUCGACGAGUAUCAUGAUUCACGACUCGCCGGCCAUUUCGGAGUCAACCGCACUACUGCACGGCUUCGACAGUGAUUCUGAUGGCCCGACCUCAUUACCGAUGACACUCGGUAUUGCGACUCGUGCGAAGUUUGCCGACGCAACAAACCCCGCAACCGCAA